This is a messenger RNA of Mizuhopecten yessoensis (Yesso scallop), 5957 nucleotides long. RefSeq names its product FERM domain-containing protein 5-like. The record is from RefSeq and is a predicted model, not a curated record. Gene Ontology annotation, cellular component: cytoskeleton. NCBI's taxonomy places the organism in Eukaryota, Metazoa, Mollusca, Bivalvia, Pectinida, Pectinidae. Gene Ontology annotation, molecular function: cytoskeletal protein binding. Bases 108 to 2096 code for a protein of 662 amino acids. The transcript has 18 exons.
CGAGGUCAUGUGACAAACUGGGCUUCCAUCUUGCAUAGAUGUUGAUGUGACACAUUGGUGAUUAAAAACAUUCACAGAAAGAGGGGCCUGAAGCUCUUAUUUGAAAGAUGACACUUUUUAGGAAAAGAAGUGUUAAAAGCGAUCCUCAAAUGGAGUACCAAUGCACGAUCCGAUUCCUAGAUGAUUCGGAGCCCAUUCAGUUAUCUUUCAAGAAGGAUACUUUGGGUCACGUCCUGUUCGAGCAAGUAUGCAACAAGUUAAAUCUGAUGGAAAAAGACUACUUUGGUCUGAGAUAUGUGGACUCAGAAAAGCAGAGGCACUGGCUGGACCCCCUGAAGUCGGUCUACAAACAACUUAAAGGUGUUAACCCUACAGUCCUCUGCUUCCGAGUCAAAUUCUACCCUGCUGAUCCCAUGAAGUUACGAGAGGAAAUUACGAGGUACUACCUGUUCCUCCAGCUGCGAAGAGACCUCCAUCAUGGCCGACUGUUGUGUUCACCUGCUGAUGCCAAUCUGUUGGCAGCCUACAUCAUACAAUCGGAGGUGGGGGACUACGAGGCGGAGGAUCAUCCCCCAGGUUACGUAACAGAGUUCAAAAUGUUACCCAAACAGAACCCAAAGACUGAAGAACAAAUCAUGGAGCUCCACAAAACCCUGAGUGGGCAGGUCCCAGCCGAGGCUGAAGGUAACUUCCUCAAGAAGGCGGCUUCCUUGGAUACGUACGGCGUUGACCCCCACCAGGUCAAGGACCACAAAGGUACACAGUUUUACCUGGGCGUCACACACCAAGGCAUCAUGACCUUCUACGGCAGUCGGCGCACACAGCUGUACAAAUGGAAUCAGAUCCGCAGGAUUGCGUACGAGGGCAAGAUGUUUAUAGUCCAUGUCAGCAUCGCAGAGGAUGAAGAUACGACUAAUACAAAGAAGGCUCAGACGAUGGAUUCCUACCUUUGUACCAAUGCAGGAAACAUGGACGAAGAUAAGCAACAGCCGAUCGGCUACAAGUGCCAGACCGUGGGAGCGUGUAAAUACCUGUGGAGGUGUGCGGUGGAGCAGCAGUUAUUUUUCACGUUGCCUAACUCUGACAAUCCUCCCAAGCUGAGGUCAGGAGGGUCUCUGUUCUCACGGGGGUCAAAGUUUAGGUUCAGCGGAAAGUGUCAGAACGAAGCAUACAGCAACAGUGACGGUAUAAACAGGAAUGAACCGGCAUUCUCCAGGUCGUCAUCACUGCCCAACUUCGGCAGGAAGAGUGACAGCAAGGCCUCCCUGAAGAACUCCUCGGUCCUGGCUGACACUGUAAAGGAAGUGCAACCUCUGCCCAUUCUUGAGCUGAGAUCAGAUAAGAAACGUUAUCAGGAGUCUGCUGUAGACGUGGAAGGAUUGGAUACCAAUGUGGAGACUAUUCCGAUCAGCCCCAUCGUCAAGGCACCCGUCGCCGUGGAAGAAGACGUGACUAUUGUGGAGACGAUAGAAGCCGUACAGGCAACAGUACAGCAGUCCCCAGUGAAAGUCAACGGCGUGAUUCCAUCGCUAGUCAGCCCCGAGGCAGCCGAGGAUGAGCUCCCGAUCUACGAACCAAAUCUCAGCCUUAUUGAGGAUGAGAUUAUAGAGGACAGGAAAGAUAAGGAUGAGGUCGACCAGCAAGAGGAGGAAGAUUCUGCUCCCAAGAUGAGUCUUGACGAACAGAUUAGAUCUCUCGAGGAGGAAAUCUUAAGGAAGGAUAGUUUCUCAAAGACCAACAACCAUGUUGAAGCAGAGGUGUCUGGUCCUGUCCUUACAGAGACUGUAGAGCCACAAAUGAAUAACAAGGUUGGAUCUGCACCACCAUCAAGUCAAGCUGUCGACUCGUCAUUGACCAAUCACAGCCAGGCUACUCCGGACAGCCCUGUUGUCCCCAAAAAAUCAGGUCCGUCCUGCUGUGCCAUGUUCAUGUUUACGCUCGUGUUUAUUGUGUUGACUCUGGCCAUUGUCGCCAUAGUGAUCUACAACUCCAACAUCAACCAUCCAAUCGCCAAACAGCUGAAGCAGCAGAUGAAGUUCGUUGAACCAGUAAGAGAUUACAUUUCACACCGAGUACAAUCCAUAUUUAAAUCGUAGACUCAUUGUACAUACGAUCGCUGUGGAGCACAUGACAUACUUGUAACCUGCACUGAGAUUUCGAUGGUGGCAUUACUUAAUAUCGAUACAAUACCUACAACUUCAGUUCUCAUUGAAGUAGUAAUUUAACAACAACAUUACGGGGUACUUUGCAUUUAAUUCUGUAAAUCGGCGUAGGUUUGAAACUGAAGCAGGGUAAACUGGAUGUAGAUAACUUUUCUUCUACCAUUAAAAUAUGAAUACACGUAUCCUGUAACAGAAAUACUCGGCAUUUAAAAGUAAUUUCUUUAAAAUAUUGAUCAGAUUCCUUAUGCUGGCAUGAUAUGGUGAAGCUUAUGAAAUCUGUACCGUUUCCUCGUUGCCUAUACCCUGUAAUACUAACACUGUAUAUCAAUAGAAUUAUAGCAGUGCCAGGACUGGGGAAGUCUCAGUGUGGGCUAGAUGGCUAAGGGUAAUGGACUAUUUGUGUACGUUGGUGUAAGGGAACUUUUUCUUCAUUUCGAUAAGGUUAAGAUUUGAUUAUAAUCUGUAGAUAAUAUUAUGUCAUUGAUUGGAGAUUACAGCUGUAGCCCAUUAACUGGUCAAACAGUUUUAUGAAAAUAUUUUAGGAAUAAGCAGAACUUUUACAAUGAUGUGAGACGAUUUAAGAUUUUUUGGAAAAUUUAUUUGAUCUUAUGCAAACAAAAACAAAAAUAGAUUAAAUUUUGAUUUAUUAACUUCAAUUAACAUAAUUGACGGGGAUUUUUUUCUCAUGCCAAGAAAUAUCUUAGAAAUUAAUUACAUUUAUACAUGUAGAACUGUUUCUAAAUGACCAGUUCUGAUUGUCUUAUUGAUCUGUUUUAAUCUUCGACUCGUAUUUACAAAAUUUACAUAUUUUUAAAAUAUUCUUGUCAUAUUAUGAAACAAUGGCCUUUUAAGCCCAUUGUAACUUGUAGACAUAUCAGAAAUUACAAAUUUCAGUCAUAUACCAUAUGUAAUACAAUUACCAUAUAAAACAUUUAUUUACACAUUGUAUAUUUAAUCUAUGACAUUUUGUAAUAUAAUCAUACACAAAUCUUCAUUAUUCAUUUAAAUUUUUCUCUCAAAAUUUUGAUACAUAUCUUUUAUGUUAAAUUGGUUUCUUGUUGUGUUGGUAAAUCUAUAAAGGCCAUAUAUAUACUGCAUGUUUUUCAUGAACAAUUAUUAUAUAUAUUUACUCAUUGCUGGAGAUGAACAAUUCAGCCUUAAAAAUCGUCGACUCAUGCCUGUGUCAUUUUCGACAUGUUGUUGUGUGUUUUGUUUUCAUACAAAAAGUUAUCAAAUUUUUGUAAGCAGCAGGUGUUUGCGCUUAACAUUUACAUGGUUUUGAGGACAACAUUUGAUAAAAGAAGGAUUUGAAAUUAUGCAAUUAAUGUUCACAGUAAGACUUGAUAGUGUUUACUUUCAUUUAGAAUCACACACAAAAUGGUUGAUUUUCAUGACCACUUGUGGAAAAACAAGAAGAAAAUCACUAGAAGUUUCAUUUCCCGAGAUUUUGUCAAGAUUUAUACUUAAAGUUAUAAUUUCAAAUUUCAUUCUUUCCCUAUUGUUGUCUGCUUGGGGUAUAGUCAUUUCUAUUCUGGUAGAAGUAGUGGAUCUAGUUUAUAUUAACUUUUUUUCCUUGGGAGGAAGUGGCGGUGUUGUGAACCACCCUGAAUCCAUCUCUAUUAAGGUGGGAAAAGUGGAACUUUCAAAGUUAAUGAUCAGAUGCAGCUACAGUUAUCUCCCUUUAUCUGGUUUUCUGUUACAUAGCAGCAGGGUUACAGGUUAACCCUUUCACCACUAUAGAUCAUAAUGGACUCAUCCAAAUGAAUGUAUGGUAGAGUCUACUCAAGUUACCUAGGGAUGAAAGGGUUUAAUCUAUUUUUAUUUACCUACAAAAUGUUCCUCAGAUAUCUCCUUAGAGUCAACAUGAUGUGUCAGAUAUUGAUAGGAGACUUAUCUAUGUUUGAUGUUUGCUUGAAUGAAAAUCUCCAAUAGGAAGCAUUCACUGAUCACACCUUAUGAUCACACCUUAUGUUCACACCUUAUGGUAAGCCAUUGUGAAAAGACAAUUAGUUUGUUGUUGGAAAGUUUUUACCAUUUUUUUUAUUUCAUUAGCCAUAUAGAUCAAUAUUUUCUGCAUAUAUAGUACUGGCUUCGAUACUGGUGCUUAUACAAUUUGUGGCAACCAUAAUAGAAAAUGACACCUAGAAUGUGGUAAAGUCUAGAAUUGUUACAUGACAAAGUAGACAGCCAAUAUAUCAUUAGUUUGUGAACCUAAUGUUGAGGUCUAGUUACCACAUUCCUUCCUAAAUCAAACUUGUUUUAUCAUCAUUAGUCCUAAUCAUCCGCUGUGACCAUAAUCUCAAUGCUGAACUGAUUUGUUUGGUUUUUCGUUUUGUUUUGGAUUGAGAUAUGUUAGGCUAUAACUUUCAUGUACCUCGACACACUGUUCACAAUGAAUCCCUGUCGAUAAGGACAACCUGUAUACAAUGACACCCUAAGUACAGCUACACAUCUUCAAUUGUUGUACCUUUAAAUUUGCUUAUGAAAAAAACCUUUUGCAAUUGGUUAAGACGGUUUUAAGCCAUUAAACAUGUAAUUUAUUUUUCAUAUAUCAAAGGAAAGAUAAAGAUGACCAUGAUCAAGAUUGUCUCGUAAAAAUGAUUGAUGACAUGGUGCAUGUUUAUUCGGUGACAAGAACGUACCCUGACAGAUACCAGACAAUGGUUCCCUAUAGAUUUACAUAUGAUUUACAUAGGUAUAGCAUAACGUUGUAAUUACUGUAUUUUACUGGUGAAAAGCCUAUGCCUGGUAAUAAGCCCACCCCCCACUUUUCCAAACUUUCCGUGCAAAGGGUGGGUGCCCGGUAAAUAGCUCAUGUCCCUAUAACCCAAAGGUUAAUCUCCAUCGAAUUCAUAGUGCUGUGAAUGCAAUAUUUAAUAUCUUAAUAUUAGGCUUGUGCAAUGAGAAUGGGAAUAUAGGUUAGUGAGGUUGUUAUUGUGAUGGUAUAUAGCUAAAGUCAGUACUGUGAUGCUCUACAGCUAAAUAUUAUUUAUUCAUUACUUAAAUGUUAUACAGCUAAAUUCAAGCAAAGUAGUUCUUCUAGUUAUACGAAUGGGAAACAGGUGGAUCAUUGUGGACAGUGUGUCGUGGAACAGACGUGGAUCAUUGAUGUAGUGUGUCAGGGCACGGGGGGCCCCACAGUGAGAUAGAUCAAUGUUGUCUCCAAUCUCAUAAGGCCCCACUUCCACAGUCUUACAGCUAGUAUUGCACUUCCUCUAUCAGUGUGGUAUCCUAAAAGUUUUAUGAUUAUUGAUCAGGUACAUGUAUCUUACCUCGAUGCACCUACUAUUUACAAAUGCAAAGGAGUGAACUUCAGGAUUAUCAUCCAUGUGCUGCUAAAUUUCAUUUUCAUCAAAAUAUUUUUUUGGAAAUUCACAUUCUCAAAACAGCAGAAAACACUAUGUUAGGUUAUUUGUGAAGAAUGUGCUAUAGUUAAAUAAGAAAAACAACAACAACAGUUUUGUAAACAUGUAUUUGUGAAAUGAUGAGUAUUUACAAAUAGACUCUAACAUAACAAUUUGACUUAAAAUUAUUUUAAAAAGAAAUGUCCUGCUGCUUUGAAGUAGGUAACUAUAGAGGUUACCUUUAAAAUUCAACUUUACAAUGGUUUGACGAGAUAUGAUUAAGAAUCAAUUAUAGCUGUGUUUUCCAAAAGAGUAAUCUAUCAAGCAUCUUUAUGACUCUGGUAAAUCAAUCGGUGACACAGUUGAAAGGUAUACAAAGAUACUUGUCUUGAUGUUACUAAGCCACGAUUGAGGUGUUGGAUAAAAAAAAAAAAAAAAAAGUUUAAAGGAA